Messenger RNA from Mustela lutreola (European mink), 7868 nucleotides. RefSeq names its product gamma-aminobutyric acid type A receptor subunit alpha2 (gene GABRA2). Gene Ontology annotation, biological process: chloride transport; synaptic transmission, GABAergic; monoatomic ion transmembrane transport. Lineage: Eukaryota; Metazoa; Chordata; Mammalia; Carnivora; Mustelidae. The record is from RefSeq and is a predicted model, not a curated record. Gene Ontology annotation, cellular component: postsynapse; synapse; neuron projection. The transcript has 12 exons. Bases 536 to 2071 code for a protein of 511 amino acids. Gene Ontology annotation, molecular function: transmitter-gated monoatomic ion channel activity involved in regulation of postsynaptic membrane potential; benzodiazepine receptor activity; GABA-gated chloride ion channel activity.
GCUCCUCCGGCGGGGCGUGGGCGCGGGGAGCAGCGCUCGGGGCGCGCCGGGGAGCUUGCCGCCGCCGGGGGCUGUGCCGCUGCAGGUGCCCGACGCGGGGCGGGCUGUUACCCCGGAUCCGGGCGGGUGUGGGGGUCCCUGCGUUCCGGGGAACCUCGUCAGCCCUCCUCCCGGGCCUGGCUCCUCCUCCUCCAGGCGUGGGGCUCGUGCCCGCCACAGCCUGCGCGCACCGCGCCUCGGCUCGCGUCCCCCCACCCCGCCCGCUCCUGCCAACGCCUCCCCUCCUCCUCUUCCUCCUCCUCCGCCCAUCAGCGCCACUACGGACGCCUGUGCCUCCCUCUACUCCUCGCACGGCGGCCGCCGCUCUCCGCGCUCCGCUCCGGCUUCCACCAGCCCAUCGCUCCCCGCUCGCUCGGCUGCUGCAGUCGCUCGCUCUCACUCGCGCGCUUUCUCGCUCUCCCUCAAGUUUCCUGUCUGCUCAGAUCAGGGCACGGGGAGGAAAACACGCGAUUCUGCUGGCUGUUUCAGAGCGGCAAUGAAGACGAAAUUAAAUACCUACAACGUGCAGUUGCUCCUUCUUGUUUUCUUGGUGUGGGACCCAGCCAGGUUGGUGCUGGCUAACAUCCAAGAAGAUGAGGCUAAAAAUAACAUUACCAUCUUUACAAGAAUUCUAGACAGACUUCUGGAUGGUUACGAUAAUCGGCUUAGACCAGGACUGGGAGACAGUAUUACUGAAGUCUUCACUAACAUCUACGUGACCAGUUUUGGCCCUGUCUCAGAUACAGAUAUGGAAUAUACAAUUGAUGUUUUCUUUCGACAAAAAUGGAAAGAUGAACGGUUAAAAUUUAAAGGUCCUAUGAACAUUCUUCGACUUAACAAUUUAAUGGCUAGCAAAAUCUGGACUCCUGAUACCUUCUUUCACAAUGGGAAGAAAUCAGUCGCUCAUAAUAUGACAAUGCCAAAUAAGCUUCUUCGAAUCCAGGACGAUGGGACUCUGCUGUACACAAUGAGGCUUACAGUUCAAGCUGAAUGUCCAAUGCACCUGGAGGAUUUUCCUAUGGAUGCCCAUUCAUGUCCUCUGAAAUUUGGCAGCUAUGCCUACACAACCUCAGAGGUCACUUAUAUUUGGACUUAUAAUGCAUCUGAUUCAGUACAAGUUGCUCCUGAUGGCUCCAGGUUAAAUCAGUAUGAUCUGCUGGGCCAAUCAAUUGGAAAAGAAACAAUUAAAUCUAGUACAGGUGAAUAUACCGUAAUGACAGCUCAUUUCCACUUGAAAAGAAAAAUUGGGUAUUUUGUGAUUCAGACAUAUCUGCCUUGCAUCAUGACUGUCAUUCUCUCCCAAGUGUCAUUCUGGCUUAACAGAGAAUCUGUGCCUGCAAGAACUGUGUUCGGAGUAACAACUGUUCUAACAAUGACAACUCUAAGCAUCAGUGCUCGGAAUUCCCUCCCCAAAGUGGCCUAUGCAACUGCCAUGGACUGGUUUAUUGCUGUUUGUUAUGCAUUUGUGUUCUCUGCCCUAAUUGAAUUUGCAACUGUUAACUACUUCACCAAAAGAGGAUGGGCUUGGGAUGGGAAGAGUGUAGUAAAUGACAAGUCCCCUUCAAUAAAAGCUGAAGGCAUUACAUUAACAUACAACUCAGUGAAGGCAAUUCUUCAAGGCGCUAAACUAAUAUGGUCCAAGUAUAUAGCUUUCUCAUGGCCCAAUUUAAUCCAAGGAAAGACUUUAGAGUACUUAGAGAAGUGGAUGGACUGUAUAACCUUCAAACAAUCUUCUAAAAAAGAAAAAGCCUCUGUCAUGAUACAGAACAAUGCUUAUGCGGUGGCUGUUGCCAAUUAUGCCCCGAAUCUUUCAAAAGACCCAGUUCUCUCCACCAUCUCCAAGAGUGCAACCACGCCAGAACCCAAUAAGAAGCCGGAGAACAAGCCAGCGGAAGCCAAGAAAACCUUCAACAGCGUUAGCAAAAUUGACAGAAUGUCUAGGAUAGUUUUCCCAGUUUUGUUUGGUACAUUUAAUUUAGUUUACUGGGCUACGUAUUUAAACAGAGAACCUGUAUUAGGGGUCAGUCCUUGAAUCAGGACACAAGUAUCUUUGGGAUGUAUAGCAACAUAGAACUUUGUUUUGCUAUGUACAGUCUGACUAAUAACUGCUAAUUUGUGAACCAAUAUGUACAGUAUGUAUAUAGCUAUAUAGCUUACCAGUAGACCUCGAACGGAGACACGCAUUUGCUAACUUGUGGAAUUGCAGGCAGAAAGCACCCCAUACCCAAAGAGCCAUUGCCUUUUUUAAAGAUUUACCCUAGGAACUCAUUUAAAGUGGCUUUCUCAUUAAAGUGGCCUGGUUUAUUCCCUACUAGUGAUGAAAAUGGGGCUCCUAUACCACACUUGAUGAACUCUUUCGAUUUAGAUCUUAAAUAUUAGGACUAUUUUCUACCGUAGCCUAACUAUAACGUAAGAUAACACUGUCGUUCCAAGAUGAAUUCUCCUAAAUCACAGAACCUCGUAUCUGCCACAUCUGUUCCCUUCAUGAGUGCUCGGAAACCCUGCUAGUGUAAUUGGAAGCUUAGCACACAUCAGAAGAAAAAACUAGGAUCUGAAAUCAGCUUUUAAUUACUCUGUAUAGCAUCUAUAGCAACAUAUUACCGCAUGACAAGCUCAAAUAAUUAUGAAUCACUCCUGACAGGAUGUUAAUUAUGCCUAGACUUUAGUAACUAUCAGAAUGUCACAGUCAUUACAUUUUAGCCUCAGAGUUUAUUUGAGAGUAAUAAUUGAAAUCCUACAGAUUAUUUUAAUCAUUGGAAACUACCUUAAAUUAAAAAAAAAAAAAAAAAGACAAAUGUAUCUUACUCUUUCCAGGUAUGUGUUGUAUUGAAAUUGAUCAGCUAAAUUUUCUUGGUGCUGGCGACUGGAAAAAGCAUCCCACUUGGCUGCUGUAAAGCAACAUUCAUGUCGAUCAGAAAAUUGUGCCAAAAACUCCCACCAAUGAGAAUUCAUAGGUGUCCCAGCGUUUAGAUGAGCACUUAAACGAUUCUCUUCUUUCCUGUUUACUGCAAAUUCUGCCUUAAGGCUUCUCGUCAUCAGGACUCAGAAGCCACUAAUUACAAAGGAAAGGGCAGUUAAUUGGCACUUUUUUCUGUCUUGAAGCAGCACUUUCAGAUCAGAAUUAAUGUAAAUCUGCUUUUGUAAAUUGCAACUUUAAAUUUCACUGACUCAAAUUUACAACAGCUUUGUAUACCAGAAGAGGUUUUGGUAAGAGUUGAACAUUUUUAAACAGAAACUUCAAAGCAUCACCAACAGAUCGUGGAUUAGUUCACACGCACAUACGUAAAUGAGCAUGUGCGUGUGCACGCGCACGCGUGCGCACACACACACACACACACACACACUGAUUAACUAAAUUAGAACGCACGCGAAUAACUAAAUUAGAAACCACAGUUUUCAAUUUUAUAUGAUUACUAAUUAUUAAUGGAUAAAAUUCAUUUUUCUUUUAAUAUUUUAAAAUAUACUCUGUGCCCCUGAAAUGUGUUAAUAGAAGUUAACAAUUGUGUCUCAUGCCUAGAUUUAACAUUUUUGGAAAACCUGAAAACCUUUUGACUCACAUCUACAUUAGCAGUUAUUAGUUGACUUUUACUAAUAGAUACACCUUUAUGAUGGUGUUUUUGUAGAAACAUAAGUAGUCAAAUAGUGGCAUUUCUUGCAGUUUUGUACAGUAUUUCAGUAUAGUGCAUAAGUAAGUAUGUUCAUAAAAUCAAAUAAAAGGAGUAUCUUAUGGAAAUAAGCAAAAUCACAGCAAAACUUGUUAUUCCUUUGCCUCGUUUAAAUUUUUUUCAUUUUCUUUGUUUUAGUGUGAUUCUAUUAUGUGCUUUGCAUGACUGUAUUAAUACCAAGGUCACAAAUGCAUCUUAUUAACAGAAUUUGCCGUGGAGACAGCUUUGACAUUAAAAAUUCCCUCACUAAAGGGAACUGAAUUCUACCAUGGUACUAUAGAUACUACAAGAGCGCCAAAGCUCUGUGGAUUCUGUCACUACCAUACUUUGGCAUGACCUGUCAUCGUUUCAAUGGGAGGGAAGGGAAGUAAGUCAAGUCACCUUCUGCAAAGUCAUGGUUCUUCAACAGCCAUUAAGACUGUUUUCAAAUGCUCCAUUCUUGACGUCUUAGACAAUAACUGUGAAACAGGGAAUGAUUUAUUAUUUAUUUAACUUGAAAUCUGAGACCAUAUUAAUAGAUUUGUUAAUAAUAAAUUUACCAAACACCAAACUGUAUAGGUUGACCCUGUUGUUAGUUUUCUGACAUUCUUACAUGCAUUUGCAUAUUUUUGAAGCAAUUUGCGGAUUUUUUUUUCAUAUAAAACGAUUCAGAAUUUCAAUGGAGUCAAGUUGACCCAUUGCUACCCUGUAGUACAUUUAUUUACUAUUUUGAAAAAAAUUAAAUUCAAUUAAUUAAUAGUGUAUUAUUAGUUUCAGAGGUAGAGUUCGGUGAUUUGUCAGUUGCAUAUAAUACCCAGUGCUCAUUCAUCUCAUGCGCUCCUUAAUGUCCAUCACCCAGUUACCCCAUUGCUGCCCCACUCCACUCCCCUCCAGCAACCCUGUUUGUUUCCUAUGAUUAAGAAUCUCGUAUGGUUGGUCUCCCUCUCUGAUUUCCUCUUGUUUUAUAUUUCCCUCUCUUCCCUUAUGCCCCUCUGUUUUGUUUCUUAAAUUCUACAUAUGAGUGAAAUCAUACAAUAAUUGUCUUUCUCUGACUGACUCAUUUUGCUUAGCAUAAUACUCUUUAGUUCCAUCCAGUUGUUGCAAAUGACAAGAUUCGUAUAAAAAAUUUCAGAAUUUCAAGGGAAUCAAGCUGACCCAUCGCUACCUUGUAGUGAAUUAAUUUUCCUUUUAACUGAGGUUUCAUGGUACUGUGGGUUUCCCUCUUAUUAAUUCAGAGUGUAGAGAAGCAUACCAUUUAAACUGAGAAGGGCUGUGGUUAUUUUUGAUAUCCAUGCUUGGAAUACAGAGACACUGUAUCAAAAUUACUCAUAAUAGUGUGGACAAGACAAAGUAUAAUCAUUUUUCUUUAUUGAAUUCAUGCUUUAAAAGGUGAAAUCCAGUAUUUAAUGAAAUUUUAAUAUCCAUAAUCUUUUUUAACAAGCAUUUGUAUAAAAGAUACUAAUAUUUUCCAUUAGUAUAAUCACUCAUAUUUUCAUCAUAUUCAAAAACAAAUUUAGGACCUCAAAAACAGGAAAAGAAAUAUCAAAAAGAAAAAUCCACUAGAAAAAAUGAGGAUGUUGCCAAUUAAACCUAGUAAAGGAUUUUCCCUUUUUAACUCCCAAGAAAAGGGAAAAAUUAAAUAUGCAUAAAUAUAUACACAAAUGUUUAACAGUUAUGAUUCCAUCAUGAUAAGCAUCAUGAUUAAAAUACUAAAAUAGAAGGAAUUCAUGUGAAGGCAUGUGGGAAAAGUAAUAAAAAAUAUUCAAAAUCUAUUAUAAGAAUUUUGUAUCAUGUUUUUCUUGGAAAUUCUUAAUCACUUAGACAUAUAAAUAUUAGACAUAUUUAUAUCACUGUUUUCAACUUUCUUUAGUUGAAAUAUUCUAUUUGUAUACAUGAAAAACAUUUUCUCAUAUAAAUAAUUAUAACACCACUUUAAAUCACUUUCUCCAUGUUGUAGUUAAUAUGUAAUAUCAGUUAAUAUGACCAGUAGGGAAGAACAACCAAUAGAUGUUCCAAUUUAUAGUUCCCAAAGAAUCCUUAAUAAGUUCUUACCUUUGAUUAGAAAUGCAUGUGUGUAUGUGUAUGUGUGUGUGUGUGUGUGUGUAUUUCCAGGUAUGAAAGAACAUUUUGAGAAAUUCAGACGAUUUUAUGAAAUCUAAACAAUUUAUUUUAUUAAUGGGUCCAAUCUCAAAUUAACUCUUAUUAACUUAGUUAAUAGAAUAUUUUUUUCAAUAGAUCCAUAACAGACUUAUUAGUUGGAAUUUAGUCUUGAGCUAUACAUAUGGUUGGAGAUAUCCUUCCUAUAAAGUUGUAAACAUCUUUCUGAUGUAUUUCUACUUGGUUCAAAUUGAUUUCCCAAUUUCGCUUAUAAGGCAGGAUAGAAAAAUCUUUGAAUUCCAAGUUUGUAAAUGGAAGUUUGCGAAAGAUUUCAUUAAAUUAAAUAUGUGGUUGAUUGUAGCCAAAUGCCUAGUUAUCUAUAUUCAUUACUGACUGGUCAGUUUCAUACCUUUUUGAAUUGAAAUGGCUUGUGGAGAGCUCAUCCCGUCCUAGUCAGUAUUCUAAGCCCUUCACAUAGAAUACCUCAUUCAGUCCUCACAACAACCGGAAAUCACUGUGUGAUUCUUGAAGUUCUGGAAGUUUAGAAUUUCUAUAUAUACACAGACAUGCUGGUUUAACACGUAUUUUAGACAAAGUAAAAAAAAAAAAAAAAAAGCUGUAUUUUUCUUUGCUUUAAUUCUUAUUUAUAUUCAUACCUUUUGGGGGGCAUCAAUCCAUUGAAAAGUCUACCAUCUGCUUUUCUAUAAGACAAAACCAAGGAAACACUGAACUAUAAAGCAACCAAGAACCCAUUUUUGGGUUAUUCACAAACAUUGGUUACAAUUUAGUUUCUAGGAGUAUGUUACAUUUUUCUUUUUUGAACCAUAUGUAAUGAUAAUGCAUAAAAAUGCUUAAAAUUAAGCACACUAUUUUGUUUUCUUUCUUUCUUUUUUCUUUUCUUUUUGCCAGUUUUGUUAGGUGUUGGAGAGGUUUUAUUUUAUUUGCCACAUGGUUGGUUUCAUGACAUUUAAACUCAUUGGACUUAAAGAAUUAUGUAUUGACUUCAUCUUUUUGUUGCAAGUUACUAUUUAUAGAAACAAGUCUAAACAGACCCUAAAUACAUUCCAGAGUUGGGAUUGUUAGUGUUGAAAUAGCUCAGUUGGUGUGAGAAUUUCAGUUUUUCAUGCUUCGUUUUAGAAGACUUACUUUACCAUGACAUGCUGUCAAAUUCCAGUCUAGAUUAUUGUAUAAAAAUAACUACUUCCCACAAAGUUCAUUUGUGAGAACAAAUGAUAUUAGGAAAGCAAAACAAAGGAUUUUGAUACUGAAUUACUUUAGAAAUAAUGGCUGAUAGAUUCAUUCCCAUAUUUAUGUUUAAAAUACUCAGCGUAGUAUUUGAAGUACUUGGCUGUGUUUUGAAUUCUGCAUAAUGUGUGAAGAAGUUUAAUGUAUGAUUAGAAUGGCUUAAAUGAAACUGAACUUUGAGCCACAGUUUUUAUGAAUUAAACUUUACCAUCCACGGAUAAGUCCUCAGUUAUUUAUUGAUCUUAGGUGCCUGCUCUGUAAUUGAUUUCAAGUUUGUUGGUAUCCAGUUUUCUUUAAGAUUCUUCUGAGCAGAUACAAAUUCAUGUUUUGGUGUGUUCUAAAAUGAGGAAUGUGACCUUCCAUGAAAUAUUCCCUUUAGAGUUGACAUGCAUGAAAACUUAUGAAAGCUUCAUAUUUGUUGCUAAAUUUGAAAAAAAAAAAAAAAAAAACCCAGAAAGGAAUGAAAUGUUUUCCCCUUGCUACAUAUUAAUAAUAAAAUUACAUGCAUAGACAAUGCAUGAUACAGCUCCAACACUAAACUUGGAAUAUUCACAUAAGGUGAAAUUUGAAAUUUUCUGGGUGACAAUAUACUUGUAUGGUAGGUUUUCUCAUUUGAGAAUAUCAUUCGAGAGCUAAUAAUAUUUGUAAUUUGUGACCUUGUUGUAAUUGGGAAAAGUCACUAUUUUUCACAUAUGUAAGAUAAUUUGGCCUUUAUUGAAUGUGUCAUUAUGCUUGCUGUUUAAAAAAAAAUACUAAUCAAUCACACACAAAUUAAUGCUAAACAUUAUCUUUUUGUAUUUAUUAAAAUUAAUUUAAAUAUAUUUGAUCUGCAAAUUGUGUUUU